Molecule: messenger RNA, 456 nt
Organism: Pseudozyma flocculosa PF-1
Lineage: Eukaryota; Fungi; Basidiomycota; Ustilaginomycetes; Ustilaginales; Ustilaginaceae
Exons: 1
Coding region: 1-456 (151 amino acids)
Source: RefSeq, a predicted model, not a curated record
AUGCACACUUCCGCUAGUCCUCAAGACGACGACGACGACGGGUCGAGCACUUCACUGCACUCGGAUCCACUUCCAGCCUGGCCAGUCGAGCAUCCUCCGCCACUCAAGCGCGCGUUGGCCAAGGGCGUCGCCAUAGCGCACGAGCAGGAGCUGCUCCUGUUUGAGCGGAUCCGCGACAUCCUCGACGAGAUCGACGCCUUUGGCCGCCACGACCCGCCCCCGCUCGAAGACAUCCGCUGGUGGCGUCUCGACUUCGACGACUGGGCAGCCCGCGCCGGCCUCGUCCACAUCUCGGAGCUGGAGCGUCUCAGGAUCCAGCGCGCGCAGCGUAUGCUCGAUGCUUGGAUCGAUGCGGCCGAGAGCCUCAGGCGCAGUCGCAAGAGAGGUCGCUGGGACGCGUCGUCGUCGUCGCAGCCGCCGCCAUCGCCACCGCCGUCAUCUUCGCACACAGACUGA